Molecule: messenger RNA, 1145 nt
Organism: Notothenia coriiceps (black rockcod)
Lineage: Eukaryota; Metazoa; Chordata; Actinopteri; Perciformes; Nototheniidae
Gene: timmdc1
Product: translocase of inner mitochondrial membrane domain containing 1
Exons: 8
Coding region: 179-1036 (285 amino acids)
Biological process (GO): mitochondrial respiratory chain complex I assembly
Cellular component (GO): mitochondrion
Source: RefSeq, a predicted model, not a curated record
UCGGAACACCGGCAGGUUAUGGGAAAGUCACCGUUUUGAAGCAUCCGACAGGAGGUUAAAUUAUUAAAAACAGAAAUGUGUAAACUAUCUGGAAUUCGUGUACCAUAACUACGGUUUGGUUACUUAAAACAAACGCUUUUUGAGUGAUCAUUUCUGUGCUGCUUUCUGCUGAAGCGUGAUGUAUCCAGAGCAGCCCAGACCGGGCCCCGCCCCACAGAGACGGGCAGAUUCACCCCCCGGGGGCACGUGGAGCACCGGCCUACUGCAGGGCCUCCUCCAGAGCGCCAGGCCUCCUCCCUUCUGCUUCCUGCUCCCCAGGGUCCAUGCAGCUGAUGUGGCUGCUGCCCAGCCCGCACAGAUGCCCUCUUCCUCUUCCUCCUCCGCCUCCUCCUCCUCCUCCUCUUCAACCAGUCCUCCACCCAUCCCCUCUCCCAGCGCCAUGUGGAGCAACAUGGGCAGGCCAGAAUUAACAGACACGGGAUGGGACCGCAUCAAAGACCUCUUUCAAAUGGAUGCGAAACACAUGUACCCUGAGGAGCUGACCAGCGUGAUAAAGAGCGGGGUGGUGGGUGGCCUGGCCGGCAUGCUGUACGGAGGCCUGCCUGCAGCCCGCCACGCCAGGCAGAGCUACAUCCAGAUCAGCCAGGCAGAGCUCUACAGCAGCCGAGUGGAGGCAGUGCGCUCAGCCCAUAAUGCAGCAAUCCGAGGAUUUGUGAGAUAUGGAUGGAGAUGGAGCUGGAGAGUGGCUGCUUUCGUCACGUUAUUCAACUCUGUCAGCACGGGGCUGUCCGUCUACCGGGACAAGAACGCACUCAGCCAUUAUGCCGCAGCUGGAGCUGUGACUGGAGGUCUGUUCAGGCUGAACCUGGGCCCGGGGGGGCUGCUGGCAGGGACCGUCAUCGGAGCGGUACUGGGGUUGCCCAGCGGCGCUCUGAUCGUCGGCAUGCAGUCGAUGGCAGGAGACAAUUCCAGAGACCGAAGGAGGAGAGAGCGCGGGGAACUGUACGAUCUUAAACUCGCAGAAUGGACGGACUGACUGAACGUGACAGAAGAACUGAUCGGAGAUCUGAACGUGGGCUCUCAGGGCAGAGGAAGCCAAUGAGGACAUGCAGAGGAUCCAGGAGCUGCUCAGUUUACCAAAGAAC